AUGGCCAACAGCAAACGCAGGGCACAUAACAAAAGCCGCAUGGGCUGUAAGAACUGCAAGGCUCGGAAAAUCAAGUGCGACGAGAAAAAGCCAUCAUGUUCAAACUGCACCCGGCGCCAGGUCGACUGCGACUUCUGCGUGGUCGGAACACCACAGCCGGGUGUGUCUCCCACCGGCCUGAAUAUCACGGAUCUGGAACUACUCCAUAAUUACACCACCACCACAUAUCUUACUCUCUCAGAAAGCCCAGUCAUCCGAGAAUUCUACCGAAAUACGGUGGUGCAAGUGGGAUUCGACUGCGACUACAUUAUGCGGGCCCUAGGCUGGCCGCGCAAGUCCGAGGACACCCUCUUUCUCCAAGAAAACGCGGGCUUCCCAGACUGGGUGUACCUGCUCCGCGGCACCAAGGGCUUCAUCGAGCUGGCGGGGGUGCCGACCUCAGGCCCGCUGGCGCCGCUGUUUGCGCACUCGGUCGCCCGCUUCAUGGUGCGCGAGGGGCCCGAGGCGGCCGACUCGUCCGGGCACGCCGCGUUGGCCGAGUUGGAGGAGAUCAUGGCGCAGCGGCCGCUGGAGGACGAAGCGUUGAGGGGGGUCUAUCUGCUGGCCAUCGCUGAGCUGAAGAAAUCCUUUGGCCAGGCCGAGGCGUGUGCGGGAAGAUAUGAGAUGGCGGAUGCUUUCGUCUGGGUGUUUCUUAUGGCGGAAGACUUCCUGCCGCUGUUGCGAACGCCGACGCGGGAAGCGGUGUCCAUCUUUGCGUUUUUCUGUGUGUUGUUGAAGAAGUUAGAGGGUCAUUGGUGGAUGCAAGGCUGGGGCGGACAUCUCAUAGCCCACGCGUACAACUUGUUAGACGACGAGGGCCGGUUGUGGAUUCACUGGGCCGUGGAGGAGAUCGGAUGGGUGCCGCCGUCAGCCACAGGACGAUUGUGA
Messenger RNA from Chaetomium globosum CBS 148.51, 927 nucleotides. RefSeq lists its product as uncharacterized. The transcript is spliced from 5 exons. The coding region runs from base 1 to 927 and encodes 308 amino acids. Lineage: Eukaryota; Fungi; Ascomycota; Sordariomycetes; Sordariales; Chaetomiaceae. Gene Ontology annotation, biological process: regulation of transcription by RNA polymerase II. The record is from RefSeq and is a predicted model, not a curated record. Gene Ontology annotation, molecular function: zinc ion binding; DNA-binding transcription factor activity, RNA polymerase II-specific.